Orbicella faveolata is the source of this 4053-nucleotide messenger RNA. RefSeq lists its product as uncharacterized. NCBI's taxonomy places the organism in Eukaryota, Metazoa, Cnidaria, Anthozoa, Scleractinia, Merulinidae. The record is from RefSeq and is a predicted model, not a curated record. Gene Ontology annotation, cellular component: nucleus. Gene Ontology annotation, biological process: regulation of transcription by RNA polymerase II. Gene Ontology annotation, molecular function: RNA polymerase II cis-regulatory region sequence-specific DNA binding; DNA-binding transcription factor activity, RNA polymerase II-specific.
ACUUGAAUGAAAGUUUUAGCGAUUUUUUCGAUACCGAAAUGAAAUAGUCGAAAUAGCCCAAGGUGAGCCAUGAGGAAUGAGGCUGCACUACAAAACACGAAUUUGGUAUGUGCAAUGCAAGGUAUGUUUUCAGUUUAUUUUUAACUCCAACCAGGCUAAGACGGCCAAGGUUAAGGGUAGUGACUGAAAGAUUUAUACCAAGGCAGGAUUCCUACUUGUCGUAAAGCAUUGCUGAGUAGAAGUAAGCAAAGUUGUAUGCAUACAAUACAAGCCAGGAAUAAAGUGACUUCCUUCAUAAUCAUUAGUUUCAACUGAUUUUUUCGCGGCAUAUAUUUCUUGUUGAGUUGUUUGAAGGGCAAUCCUACCACGCAACCCGUUGCGCGCGCUAAAUAUAACAUGGUGAUGUUCUAUUUUAAAAGAACCCUCUCAUAGGUGGAAUCCGAGCCAAGAGUAUAAAAGACGCGCGAGGAAUCGCUGCAGUGCAUCAACGAAAUAAAAUACAACUUUGCAUAGCAGACGUGUACCGCGUCUACUCUCAGAGAGCGCCAUUGAAAAUUGUUAGGUUUGAUAUGAGUCUUUGGAUGAGUAGAAGCUCUUAUUGUGUUUCUCAGCGGGACAUUGCUUCUUAUUGAAAUUGAAAUCUAUUCAAAUUUUAUAUUUACGGUUCAGUAAAGCUCCGUCUUCAACACAGUACUUGAUAUGAUCUUGACAACACUGACUAAAUUGUGGUAAAGUGACGUUAGUGGCAAAGAAAGACGCAUUCUUUCUGGUUGAGUAGGUUAGUUUGUACACAAACAUAACUGCGCUGGGUGGAAAUCUGAACGCCAAGGAUGUUUGUCAGCGGAAUAUAAAGCAAUUUUAAAAAAUAAUAAAAUAAAUUAAAAUGAUUCAUAAACUAUCCUGGGUUGGAGUUUCCUACUAAAAUAUCGCUCGAGAUGAAGGGGGCCGGUUUAAUAAUAAUAAAAAAGAAAGCAAGUGAAAGAAAUUUAUAAAUGUUUGCGAUAUUUUGAACUGGAAAGUGAUGAAUAUAGAAGAGUACCUGCUGUAUCUGGAGCAAUAACUGACUUUGUUUUUUGCUAUUCUUACAAAAGUGCAAUGGAAAAAUGGCUCCAUAGUCACAGGAGGUCUUCCGUGUUCUCUUACAGUUUAGAUAACGGAAAGAUAAUCACGACUGCCCAGAUAAUUCAAACAAAAAACGGUUACAAAAUAUCGCAAGCGUGGAUUUCAUUUCGAUAUGAAAAAAAAAGAAGACUUAAUCGUUAAACCACAGAACUUAACUAUGUUAGAACUGACAUAACAGCUCAACUUGCCCGAGGCUAGAAUUGAAAUGUGUGGGAACGUUAUGUCACUCCAUCUGGAAGAAAAAAGAGACGAUUCAACUGACUCCAUUGUUCGUCCUCCGCUGAUUAAGUUAAUACGAUUUAAUUUUAAUUACUGAUGAAGCGUGUGUCGCAUUGUAUGCUCGGAAACCCCAGAGUGACAUUUUCAAAUUCACCAGACACUUCCUAGAUAAGUAGAAAGCCUCGCUUCUAAUUGAAACCCUGGGAGAUUUCCACCUAGCUGGUCAGAGUGAACGACAGUACCGCUCUGCAGACGGUUUUCACGGUAUGUCGGUUAAGUAAUCUCGACGCUGAUUCGAUUAAACCAUAAUUUGACCACAGACAUAACAUUCCGCCCAGACCUAUAAGUUACCCUCAAAACAGUCCAUUUCAAAAUUCAUCAAUUUCAAGCGAGUCCUGUGGCAGCAGUUGGAACGUUCCGCAAAAAAUCCGACGACAUGAUGGACGAGUGGCGCCGUAGGAUGCCAACUCCACACUUGGCGACGUCUAUUCCGCAUUACCACGCUCUUGAUUUUGGAAGAACGAUGCCUCUGCGGCAUCCACCAACGAUAGUGCACGCCAGACCUAACAUCACCUCCUCGCCUCAAACCUUCCUGCCUUUCUCACAUACGCUAGGUCAUCGACUGCCAAUCCCUGUGGCAAGCAGAGAGCUGUCGAUCUCUUCAUCCUCUUCCUCACUUUCCUCUACACAAAUACAGGCUUCUACUAAUGAAAGCGAUGCAAGAGCUCAAAACGUGGAGAAGAAGCGAUGGCAAACGGCGAAUUAUCGCUGGAUGUUCACUAAAAGAAAAGCAGGAGCUGCUAAGGUCACAGAAAAGGAGGAAACAAAUCCCGAGAUAAAAAGCCAAACUGCAAUGAGUCAGAAGAAGAGAUUUACCUUCACUCAACGACAACUCGUCGAACUGGAGAAGGAGUUCCACUUUAGCAAAUACUUGACACGGACACGACGCAUUGAAAUAGCAUCUAAUUUGGCGCUUACUGAAACACAGAUUAAAAUAUGGUUUCAAAAUCGACGAAUGAAAUGGAAAAGAGAACUAAAAGAAUCAAUUCGAAAACAAGGGGUGAAUGAAUCGUCUACAGUGCCCUUCAACCAUGGGUUUCAUAAUGGCUACCAGCGAUCUCUUCGAGAAAGCGCCCCAUCUUAUCAGAGGCAAAAUCCAGAACUUUAUGUUCAACAUACCGCACCUCAAUAUUUUCCCAAUUAUCUAUCGCUUUAAUGUACAAACAGCGCAAGAAAACCUAAUUUAUAUAGCACGAAAGACAUAUUAAUUUAACAAAAGUAUACUCUAAAGCAAGAAUAUGGACAAAAAUAUUUCUAUCUCCGCAGAAGAGGUAUUUAACUGAAGCAGACUAUUGUAGCAAGCUACAACCAACUCAAGGGCUCUCCAAGUGACAAAAGCUAGAGCCUAAAAAAAACUGUCUGAUUAAUUGGAUUUCAUUUCAGGAUGAAGUGAACAUCUGAUAACAUCUUAUCUAAAUAACAUAUACACACAAAGAAGGAAACAAAACCGAAAGCCAAAGAGAGGAAAUAGUGAUUAACCGAACGCCUCACACAAAAAGUGCGUCCGUAACAAUGUUCAAAGGAGAUUGAUACCUUUGUUUGAGUUGAGGCCCUGGCUUUCCGCUCGCUCCAAAGAAAGCAUUUUCGUGUCCUUAUGGCGAAGCAAGAGGCCACACACGGCUCCAGAAUUCAACCAAAUGGAACGCGGCGGUAAAUUUUAACACGCCUAUAAAAAAAAUUGGGGCAGGCGAGGCAGUGUGCAAUGCAAAGUUGUUUAUUAGAAUAUUCCAUCAUUCCUUUUCAUUUUGGCUGUCAGUCUGUCGUUGCUUGCAGUUAAUCUGGCUGUUUCGUCGAUGUGGUCUUUGAUCUGAGGGAAGCGCUCCGAUUAGUCAAUGUCGCUAGGUAUUAUGUGAGGAACAAAAGAGAGGCAACCCCGUGGACAGGAGGCAUGCGCCCGUCAUUUAAGAUCGACUGAGUCAAACAAUAUUACAAGGAAACUUCACCGCGCAGGUGUCCAAAUACUGCACGGAACACGGGAAGAGCAUCUAAGAACAAACGUUCUUUGUGAAGAUCACGCCUCUUGUUUACAUUCCUGUUGCUAUUUUCACGACAUUUCUCGACAAUCCAAUAAUUUUGUUUUUAAUAUGCCUACCAGAAAAAAAAAAACUUAUAUUGUAAGGAUGCGCCAAUAAAUAUCAAGUCUAAUAUUAGCUGUGUGUAAAUCGUAAAUCAAAAGAAAUAAAAUGAGAUCCAGCUUAAAUAGUCUUUUGUGACUCUUUGUUAUUCGCCGAACUUUUCUGUCACAAACGAUGACGUCACUUGCUGACGGUGGAAUGAAAAUAAAUAUUUUCAUACACUAAUAACUUUUAGCCAAAAUGUUUCGUCUUGCAACUUUCUCUACGAUUAAAACUUCAAAAUUAAGAAAAGCAAAUAAAGGAAAACAGAUCCCUAAAAAGUUGACUCGAGUACAAUGCAUGUGUAAGUCAACGAUUCAAAACUCUUCUCAUUUUCGUUGGGCGCGACAUUUUGAGAGCAAAGUAUAACCAAAAGGUGUGAAUAGAAGCUUCUUGACCUGCGGUGUAAGUUAAAAGAAUUGAUUGAUCUGACAAUUCAAUUAAAAUAAAUCCAGUUAGAUUUUAUCGCGUACUUCAAAUAAGUGAGUGACGCUAAGCGUGUGCAAGUUGUUAAUAAAAACGUUUUGGCGGUGUAGAG